Messenger RNA from Panicum hallii, 1305 nucleotides. RefSeq names its product zinc finger BED domain-containing protein RICESLEEPER 2-like. The record is from RefSeq and is a predicted model, not a curated record. Gene Ontology annotation, molecular function: DNA binding; protein dimerization activity. The coding region runs from base 1 to 1305 and encodes 434 amino acids. NCBI's taxonomy places the organism in Eukaryota, Viridiplantae, Streptophyta, Magnoliopsida, Poales, Poaceae. The transcript is spliced from 4 exons.
AUGGCCAUCACAGGUCAUUUCAUUGAUGAAUCUUGGACUCUUAGAAGCAUUAUCAUGAGGUUCAUUUAUGUCCCUGCCUCUCACACCGCUGAUGUGAUUGGUGAAGAAUUAUAUGAAUCCUUGGUUGAUUGGAACCUUGAUGAGAAGAUAUCCACUGUGACUCUUGACAACUGCACUACAAAUGAUGAGGAUGGUCUAGAACCUUUGAAAAAUACAAUUGAGAAUAUUCGUGAAAGUGUAGCAUAUUGGACAGCCACACCAAAAAGAAUUGAGAAGUUUGAGGAGACUGCUAAGUUUAUCAAAGUUCAUAUGAAAACUAAGAUCAAUCUUGAUUGUAAGACUAGAUGGAACUCAACCUUCAACAUGCUUAACAUUGCAUUGUCUUAUAAAGUUGUUUUCAUUAGAGCCAGUCGUGUUGAUAAGCAGUACACUUGUUUGCCAAGUGAGGAAGAAUGGAAUUUUGCAGCAGAAGUUGUAGAAAGGCUUCACAUGUUUAAUGAUAUAACUGAAUUAUUCUCUGGAACUCAGUAUGUUACUGCAAAUAUUUACUUCAUGAAGAUCUAUGAGAUUAGAGUAAAAAUUAGGCAAUGGUCCACUUGUGGCAACCCAUUACUACAAGCAAUGUCAGCUAAUAUGAUUGCCAAGUUUGACAAGUGUUGGUCUGAUAUUCAAGGGCUAAUGGGCAUUGCAACUGUUCUUGAUCCUCGGCUUAAAACUUUGAGCUUGCUGAUGUGUUUUGAGUGGUUACUUGGUAUGACCGGACAAGUUUGUGAGGAUAAGGUUGCCUUAGUCAUGGAUUUGCUACGAGAUCUAAUGAUUGAGUACCAUGUCGAAGUGGUAGAAGUUGAAGAAACCACAGCAGCACCUUCUACUAGUAAUUUGGAGUUCUUAUCAUCCUUUAGUGUACGUGUGGCAAGCACAAGACCAGAGUCCAUGAUGUAUAAGUCUGAGCUAGAGAGGUACAUAGAGGAUGGACUAGUGCCAUUAGAUACCAAGGGUUUUAAUGUUCUAGAUUGGUGGAAGGUAGCCGGAUCUCGUUACCCAACUUUGAGGAGGAUAGCUAAGGAUAUUUAUGCAAUCCCUAUUACUACAGUUGCUUCAGAAGCUGCUUUUAGUACAAGUGGAAGAGUUCUUAGUGAUCAUUGCAGCAGUUUAACCCCUCAGAUGAUAGAGGCUUUGAUGUGCUCACAGGAUUGGUUUCGUAACAAGUACGGAGUUGAUGACAAAGAUAAGAAUGCUGCUUCGUUUUGGUCCUGUCUCCAAGAUAUGUCUCCAAGAUAUUCAAGAAGGUCUUCAGGAACUUAA